Messenger RNA from Gaeumannomyces tritici R3-111a-1, 405 nucleotides. RefSeq lists its product as hypothetical. Lineage: Eukaryota; Fungi; Ascomycota; Sordariomycetes; Magnaporthales; Magnaporthaceae. The transcript has 2 exons. The coding region runs from base 1 to 405 and encodes 134 amino acids. The record is from RefSeq and is a predicted model, not a curated record.
AUGAAGUCCGUUUUUAGUUGGCGUCACAUUAUUUUGACUGCCGUUGUGGCUGCCGCCGCUCUGUGCUUGGCUGCUGCCGCUUUGGGGUUGGCUGCCGGGUUGGCUGCCGCUUUGGGGUUGGCUGCCGCUUUGGGGUUGGCUGCUGCCGCUUUGGGGUUGGCUGCCGCUCUGGGGUUGGCUGCUGCUCUGGAGUUGGCUGCUGCUGCUUUGGUUUUGGCUGCUGCCGCUUUGGUUUUGACCGCUGCUUCGGGGUUGGCCGCCAAUAUAAUUAGCGCCCUGAUCCUCAACGCUAUCUUCACUCCCGCUGUCUUCGGGGUUAUCAAAUUCUUCGAGCGCGUUCCAAAUAGCCAAUUUUCUUUGAGUUUGGUUCUGGUACUCCGAUGGAUCAAGAUCGAGUUUGCUUAA